CCUCAUAAAGAUCGGCACUCUCUUUGUUCGAAUGCACCCGGUUGCUUCCUAGCUUAUGGACUUCUUUCUGGUGCCCUCUCUUUACGGUCGGUUCUUUAACGGUGUGGAUUCCUGCUGCCUGAUAGACUAGAAUUGGGCACGGGACAAACCAAGUGUACACCGUGAUCUUCCAUCAAUCAGCCAUCAUUUGUAAUAUUACCGAGUAGUAGUAUUGGGUGGAUGGUAGAGCCUCUUAAACACACAGGGCUCUUCAUUCAAGCUAAUGGCCACACUAAGUUCUCAUCCGCAGUCAAAGCUCCCCACGAAGGCUUGUCAAUUGCUUGGGCCUCAUUUGUUAUGAAGCUUCAGUGGAGACACACGUCAAUGCCUUCCAGAUUCGAUUUUAUGACCUCUGCCCGGGCGGCAGCUUAUAUUAAACACGGCGAUCCAGCGGUCCAGCUCUCCUGGGCCGUUUACCCUCGCCUCUUACUCUUUGCUUCUGUUACGUCCUGCGCACGAUCAUGGCAGCCCCUUCAUCAGUCAAUGCCAUUCUAAUCACCAUCCUACUGCUUCCUAUUCUCCUGGCCCUGAAGCGGCUUUACUUCCACCCGCUAUCUCGGUACAAUGGACCGCUUCUCUGGGCAUUAACCCGUGUGCCGUAUAUGCUGGCAUUCCGGAAUGGCAAGUUGGCGCACAAAAUAAAAUCGUUUCACGAGGUGUAUGGCGAGACCGUUCGCGUUGCCCCGAAUGAGGUGUCCUUCAUCAACCCCGACACUGUCAAAGACAUCUAUCAGCGCCGACCGAGCGGCGGCAGUUUCAAGUCACUUCCCAAAGAUCCCAUCCGCCAGGUACCUCCAAGGCCAGGGCAGCCCAUUAGCAUCCUCGAUGCCGGCGAUGCUGACCACACACGACUCCGCAAGGCCUAUGCGGCCGCCUUCAGCAGCCAGGCCUUAAGCGCCCAGGAGCCGCUCGUUGCCAGCUACGUCGACAAGAUGAUCACCCGGAUGCAGUCCCAGAGCGAACUAGCUACGCAGAAGGUUGAUCUACAAGAGUGGAUCAGCUUCUGCACCUUUGAUAUCGUCUGCAAAUUAAGCUUCGGAGAAGAUUUCGGCUGUUUGGACAAUCAACGCUACCACGAAUGGGUGGGCCAACUCGUCUACUCGCUCAAAGCCAAAGUCCAGCUAGCCUCCUGCCGCUUCUAUCCCUGGCUGUUUAACUACCUUGUCAAGCGCCUCCCAAAAUCUGCGGGUGUGCUCAUGGCCCAGCACCAAGCUACAACCAAAGAGAAGGUGAAGCGCCGGUUACAGCAGCUGGAAAGCGAUGCCAGUACGGGAGUCAAUGAUGCGGCAGGGGUUAUUAAGCCGGAUUUCCUAGCACACCUUGUGCAGCAGCAAUCCCGCCGGGAAAUCUCAGAAGGCGAGAUGGUAGUGAACGCCGCAACUCUCAUUGUUGCAGGGAGCCACACACUUCAAACUGCCAUCACUGGCAUUCUCUUUCACCUCCUUCGAAAUCCAACAAUAAUGGAUCGCGUGACAAGCGAGGUGCGCGUUGCAUUUCCCUCUGCCGAUCAGAUAAACGUGUCAACCCUGCUCAGGCUGCCCGUACUAGAAGCAGCGAUUAAGGAAGGCAUCCGUCUCACCUCCCCGGUGCCCCUGGGGUUGACUCGACUGGUUCCCAUUGGGGGCCAUACCAUCAACGGGGAAUAUUUUCCAGAGGGGACUGUUGUCUCCUACAUGCAACGGGCUGCAAAUGUCUCCUCACAGAACUAUACCGACCCUCAGGCCUUCCACCUUGAGCGCUGGCUCAACUCGCGCCCGCAGGCUUUAUCUCCGCCAGAUGAACCUUUUGAAAAGGACCGGCGACAUGCUACGCAGCCGUUUCUACAAGGCCCGCGGGACUGUAUCGGUCAGAAUUUGGCCCGCAUGGAGAUCGUCCUCAUUCUUGGCAAAAUUCUGUAUCACUUUGACGUGCAACCAGAGGAGCCCCUCGGACGCUGGGAGGAUCAAGAGACAUAUGCUGUCUGGGUCAAGACCCCACUGCCAGUGAAUCUGAGAACAAGAGAGGACAUGACCUGAGUGUAUGUUUAGAAUCGAAUCCAAUUGGACAUCAAUGUAUGAUGAGGCUGCGGCAUUUCUUAAAGCAAAAAACUAUUACCUAUCUGGACAGAUCAAUGACGCUGAUCAUCUGUAGUCCCCACACUUAGGUAGACUUGUUGGUGUGAUAGGGAUAUUCAAAGCGCA
Molecule: messenger RNA, 2219 nt
Organism: Aspergillus eucalypticola CBS 122712
Lineage: Eukaryota; Fungi; Ascomycota; Eurotiomycetes; Eurotiales; Aspergillaceae
Product: cytochrome P450
Exons: 3
Coding region: 501-2054 (517 amino acids)
Molecular function (GO): heme binding; oxidoreductase activity, acting on paired donors, with incorporation or reduction of molecular oxygen; monooxygenase activity
Source: RefSeq, a predicted model, not a curated record